GUAACGUAUAAAGGGAGAGAGAGAGAAAGAGAGAGGGAGGGAGAACAUAAAAGAGAACGAAGUGGUGUUGUUCGAUCGAAGAGAAAUACACGUUCGCUGGCAGAAUUUCAUUUUCGGGCCGAAGAUCAGAGACGUCUCGACUGGAUGGAAAGGGCCCCGGGACUCGAGGCAAUGUCCUCGAUGAACCUGCAUGGCAUUCAGGGUGGAACUGACCAGCGUGCCAGGUGGCCAGAAUGCGAUGGCUCAUCUCAAAAAACGGAAGCUGGAAGCAGAAUCUGUCAGCCCAAAUCCUAAGCAACCGCAACAGCAGUCACAACAACAACAACAACAACAACAACAACAGCAACAACAGCUGCACUAUCAGCAACAGCAACCGUUGAUGAAUAAGAAGGCUGCUCAACCGAUCAUUCCCCAAGAAAUGGAGACAGCUGAUGCUGCGGCUAAACGAAGAAGAAAAAGCGUUCGCGAUGACGAAACCCGUAAAUCGUUGGACGCCAACGACUCGAGUAAGAACAUACCGUUACCGCAAAAGAAGCGAGCGUUCGCUGCCGGUAACUCGGGUAGCCCGGCGAGGAAAUCGAGCAAACACUCGGAGGAACCCGAGGAUGACGAGACUCUUAUCAGAGAAACCGAAGCUGCUUUGAAGAGUCUGUCCGGUAGUUGGCCUGGUCCAAGAGAUUCCUUGUAUCAGCGAGGCAAUUCGGACGAGGACAAAUACGAGUCGAACUUCGAGAACUUGUUCGAGGAGAAGAAAGACAAUCCUAAAUUGUCGCCUUCUUCGAUGUCCACUUCAUCGACCACCAGCAACGAUGCAGGUUGCUCCUUGAAAGACGUGAUAUCGUUCCGUGGCCAGCAGGAUCGAAACAGCAGAGCCCAGCAACUAUUGAAGCAACAAGACAUCAAGCAACAGCAACAUCCGAGCAAAGUGAAAAAGGAUUUGGACAGUUUGUUAAAAACGGAAAACGAGUGCGGCAUUAGCCAAGUGAACAACCAAGUGAACCCGAACGAACCGGGUAAAAUCAGACCAGUGCCGGUGAGGUCCUUAUCGAACAAAGACAGAAACGACAGGAGCAUGAUCGGCACGCACAUGGACGCUCAAGGUCGACAGACGGACAAAUACUCCAGAUACGAUCCACCCGACUUCAACGAGCUCGUUGACGAUUCGUCCAACGAACUGGAGAUUGACAUGUCGGACCCAGCUGCCGAGAAAGACGAGGCUGACAGGGACAAGCUCAACGACAGGGACAGGGAUCGAACGUGCCGGAACGGCCAGUCGUCGCAAAAUUCCAGACAGCAACAGCAACACCAACACCAAUUGUAUUCCAACUACCACAGACAGUACAACGAGAACGGUAUGAAGGUUUCGCCGACCGCCACCAGCAGCUCAUCUUCCUCUACCUCGUCGAAUUCACCGUUCUCUGCCACGUCGGCGUUCAGGCCACCCAACACGGAUCACGCGAAAGCGACUGGCAGCGGUGCACCGGCAGUAGCCGUGGCAUCGACGACGAUUCCACCUAUCGGUCCUUAUCCAGCGUCCGCUACGUUCGUCGGUUACCCCACUGCCGGUCCAGGACCAACGAUGCCGACACCGCAACCUGUUACAGGAAUCUCCACUGCCACGGAGGACAAACACACGUCAUCCGUGUCGUUGCUACAGUUGAAAUCGUCGAAGGAGGAGGUACAUCACGUGACGAGGCACGAGGUGACGACAAACCCCAUGACAGGCAACAAGAGUCCAACUGGUGGGCUACCUGCCGUUACCAGUCCAGAUUCCUCGAAGCAGUACACGAUUCUGCAGCCAGCUGGUAUCGGAUCGAGGGCGGCCAGUGCGAUUCAGGACAUAGCCAGAGAGGGAGUGGUCAGUGUGACGGCUGUUAGCAGUUGUAGCACGACCAACGGCAGCACCAACAACGGCAUCAACAGCAACAGCAACGGUACUUGUACGAACAACGUGGGUAACAAAGUUACAAGCAACAACGGUAGUGGUAACGCGAGUAACACUGCCAAUCCGGUCAGCAACAACGGCAACAACGGGAACAAUGUGACGAACAGUAUCGCGAUCACCGUAGUUUCCACCAGUACGACCACGUCCAGUCCGACGACUGGCGCCGAUGCGACAUCGGGAACUGCGACUGGUCAGCAAGAGUCUGUUAUGAAAAUGCCAGAAAGGACAAUUUCCUUUGAUGGCAGCAGACCGGGAAUGUCCAUGUCUCCGUCCAGUCUUAGCAGAGAGGGCAACAAGUGCCCGACCCCAGGCUGCACGGGGCAGGGUCACGUGACCGGACUCUACUCUCACCACCGCAGCCUAUCCGGUUGUCCACGAAAGGAUAAACUAACGCCAGAGAUUCUGGCGAUGCAUGAGACUAUUUUGAAAUGCCCGACACCUGGUUGCAACGGCCGUGGCCAUGUCAGCUCGAAUCGGAACACGCACAGGAGCCUGUCCGGAUGUCCCAUUGCCGCGGCCAAUAAGCAGGCUGCACGCGAGGCACGACACAAGGCUCAAGUGUCCGGAAUACCUCCAGAAUACAUCAGCACGAACCUGUUGCCACCGUCGAUGGAUAGCAAGAGCUAUUCCCAGUACGGGUCCACGGCGCAGGACACAAAACCGGUGUUAAGCAGCCUGACCUACGACUACUACUCUACAACGAAGAGCACGGGGAUCAACGUAAAACCUCCGAAAACACCAGAGGAGAAUCCCUCGUCCCGUACGACCAAGGUGGUCCCAAAAACUGAGAAUAUGACGCCAAGCGGCAGUUGCUGCAACACUCUGUCAACCAGAGGACAAAACACCACCGACUUACUGGUACCGAAAACGGAGGAGACUGCUUCCUGCCGAGUUAACUCACCGCCACCGCCUCCGCCGCCCACAGUGCGACCAACCUACGACUCCUACAUGAAUCAAGACUCGAACUCUUCGUCCAUGUCGUCGAUGGACGCGAUGGGAUCCAGGGGAUCCAUUGGCGCGACGAUACAUCAUCCGAGCCAGCAUCCGACGCACCACGUGCUGCCUAUGCAGCCCACGGUCGCUUAUCCGAUGCCAAUGGUCGAGGACACCAGGAUGAGUCAUCAGAUGUCGCAGAGAUCUCCGUACGAGCCGUCGGCCAUGAUGGCCGCAGCGGCGGCAGCUGCUGCUGCGGCCACCACCAGCGAGGAACUUUAUCAUCACAGAUCGGCGGAGCACGCGAGAGCAUACAUGCACCCUGGAGCGAGUAACAUAGCCAGACCAGUUGUCACUUACUCGAACGAGAUCGCAAACGCGAGGGGAUAUGAGAACGCGGUAGCCAGUGCGGCGAAUCAUCGACCGUACGAUCCUGGCACCACGUCAGCUUACGAAAGAUACGACACGCAGAGUUGCGCGCCGAUUCAAUCUCAGCAGCAGCAGCAGCAACAACAACAACAGCAGCAGCAGCAGCAGCAGCAACAGCAGCAGCAGCAGUUGCAUUCAAGGACGAAUAUGUAUUACCUGGGGCAGACUGGGAUGACGCCGGAGGAACAGGAACGGGUGUACCAUCAGGAGGCUGCGGCUGCUGCGCAGCAACAUCAGAUGGCGAUGGCCGCUGCUACGGCUGCUGGAAUGAUGAAGACUGAGGAUGUAAAAUGCGUCACAGUAGCGCAAGUUCAGCAAAUGCAGAAGCCUGGUGGCCCUCCAACCUCUCCAGGUGGCUCAGUGAUGGACUUGUCAACCUCUAGCGUCACGUCAACGAGCCCACAGGCACCGCCUUACGGUUCCAACAGUCUUAGCCCUCAGUAUGGCGGUGGUCAAACAGUAGGUGGCAGUCCUCAGGCUGCAGCAAGCCCGCACUUGACUGCAAGUCCUCAGGUUCCAAGUCCUCAAGGACAGACCCUCGAUCUCAGCGUCAACAGGCUCCAUAGCGGCGCGCCAAGUCCCCAAUAUCCGACCGGCCACGGAGAAGCUGUGGCGGUUCCCGUUGGACCUGGUUUCCCAGCGCCCAGACCAAUCGAGGAACAAACCGAGCCUGUGGACUUUUCGACGGCAAACGAGCCGGUCAAUUUCAGCGGGGGUCCUGGAAUCAGGCCUGUACCAGGCUUCCCGCCACCCGGUGUGCACGUCGCGGCGUACAGUCGUGAAAGCACCCCCGACAGCGGGGGUUCCCACUACAUGGACGCUUACCGCGAUCCCACUGGCUACGGACCAAUGAGCCCGCACCCAGGAUACGGAAUGACAGGCGUUCAACCGGAAUAUCCUGGGAACACGUACACUCCUUACCCCACUGCAGGCUAUAAUUGCGGUGGAACUUAUCCCGGAGGUCCUGUGACUUCCGGUUACCAAAUCCCAGCUGGCUACACGCCGACACCCUGCUACAGUAUGCCACCUCCGCAGCACACAGUCGGACCUCUCGAUAAACCAACGGGUAAAGACGAUAGCUUGUCCGGUUGUCCGCGUGCCGAUCGUUCGCAGAUCCAAGCGCAUUCUCAAGAGCUCAAGUGUCCAACACCAGGAUGCGAUGGUUCCGGACACGUGACCGGCAACUACUCGUCCCACAGAAGUUUGUCCGGUUGUCCACGGGCUAACAAACCGAAGAGCAAGCCUCGAGACGGUCAGGACUCGGAACCGCUAAGAUGUCCAAUCCCCGGUUGCGACGGCUCUGGCCAUGCCACUGGCAAAUUCUUGUCGCAUCGCAGCGCAUCGGGCUGCCCCAUUGCAAACAGGAACAAAAUGCGUGUACUAGAAUCAGGGGGCACGGUGGAGCAACAUAAAGCAGCGGUGGCCGCGGCGACGGCGAUGAAAUUCGAAGGUGUGAACUGCCCGACGCCGGGCUGCGACGGGAUCGGCCACAUAAAUGGCUCGUUCUCCACUCACAGAUCUCUGUCAGGUUGUCCGAUAGCUGGCCACGCGGUGAAGAAGCCCAAGUUCGAGGACAUGUCGACCAUGUACAGCAAAGGAAUCACCGGAGUGGACACCAGUGGUCCGGCUCACGGGGGUGCGGUGGGUACGGGUCAGGGUAACACGAGUUGUAGCGGUACCGCCAGUGGCCAGACCGAGGAUCUCUACAAACUGGAGGCCGAAAUCACGGAGCUCCAGAGAGAGAACGCUCGGGUCGAAUCGCAGAUGCUGCGCUUGCGCUCCGAUAUCACCGCCAUGGAGAACCAGCUGAAGCAAGGUGAAAAGGAAACAACGGCGAUUACCCAGCGAAACAACAACCUGACCGAGUACUAUCAGUCGCUGCGCGAUAACAUGAUCACGCUGUUGGAGCACGUGCGAAUACCAAACGCCCCGGGCGGACCGCAGGAGAAGAUGGGCCACGAGAACUUCGACAGUUACCUGACGAAGCUGCAGACACUAUGCACCGCCGAUGGUUAUUGCGCGGACGAGGCGAACCGGCCGAUAUACGAGACGGUGAAGACCGCGCUGCAGGAUUUCACGGUCCUACCGACACCCAUCUGAGACCAUCCUUAAAGCUCGACGAUCGGGUACAACGUGACACGGACGCGUUUCGCGCGGUGACUUCGUUCUUGUUGUGACGACAAAAAAAAAAAAAAGAAAAAAAAAAAAGAAAAAGGGAAACUACACGAUGAUAACAGAGACACGGAGGUUCGCGUGGUUUACCACGCUGGACGGACGAUUCUGUGCGACGAAGAACGCGAACGAGGAAUCUCGUGUGUCGGUAAAACGAGUAGCAGAGGGGAGGACUUUCUCUGAUACACGGGAGAUAUUGUGUCAUAACUCUUCGUGCUGAGAAUGGAGAGAACUGAGAGAGGACCUUUUACGAAUUACCGACUGAUCUGCUCGUGUAACAAAGGGAAAAAACGGUGCUUUCGAUGACGGUGAAUGUUGGACACAAGCCGACGACGACUGUAUAGACUGUUAGUAAAUGUUGUAAAAUACGGUACCUAAGGUAUCAUCUGAUAAUCAUUCAGUGUGAUGUUCUCGCGGAACCGUGCGGAUUGACGUUGCUCAUAGUGGUAUCUUUUGUAUAUAACGAACUCGUAGAACGUAAGCGUUUGUGGGCGGUAGCGAGGACCGCGAGGGCUCGCAGUCAUCGUGAUUGUAAAUAGAUGGCAGAGAAAUAUAUAUAUACAAAUUAUAUAUAUAUAUAUAUUAUUUGGCCGAAAUGUUAAUGUGGUUAUUACUCUUAAGUUGUGUAAAGAUAAAAAUGUGAGACGAUGAAGGACAGGCGCGAAAGAAAAGACACGGAUGAUUUAGCUUAAAUGUAUAUCGAAGAAAACGUAUCGCUCUUACCAGUGCAUGACUGUUAACUAUCCGUUAAGCCAAUUAAACGUUUAAAAGAAACAAAAAGUAAAACGAGAAAGUAAAAAAAAAAAAAAAAUAAAAAAUGUAACGAGAAACAAUGUGGAACCGCGCUAACGAUGCUGCUUCUGCUAAAAUGGAAAAAUGAAAAAAAAAAAAAGUGAAAAACCGACGGCUAACUUAUAAAUUUACCACUGCGUAAACUUACUACCGCUAGAUAUUAUUAUUACUAUCGUCACUGUUACAACCACCGAGAUCGUUUCUAGGACUAACCAAUCAUUAUUAUUAUUAUUAUUAUUGCUACCACUACUCUUACUACUGUCUGACGUAGAAUAACUAGCGACGAGUAUACCGACGCAUUUAUAUUAUCAACGAGUCUACGAAACGGCGAAACACUUUUGUCCAUAGUGUGUACAUAGUCUACAGAGAGAGAGAGAGAGAGAGAGAGAGAGAG
Molecule: messenger RNA, 6665 nt
Organism: Frieseomelitta varia
Lineage: Eukaryota; Metazoa; Arthropoda; Insecta; Hymenoptera; Apidae
Product: putative mediator of RNA polymerase II transcription subunit 26
Exons: 15
Coding region: 191-5407 (1738 amino acids)
Biological process (GO): regulation of transcription by RNA polymerase II
Cellular component (GO): nucleus
Molecular function (GO): zinc ion binding; DNA-binding transcription factor activity, RNA polymerase II-specific; RNA polymerase II cis-regulatory region sequence-specific DNA binding
Source: RefSeq, a predicted model, not a curated record